Messenger RNA from Diospyros lotus (date-plum), 605 nucleotides. Its product is annotated as hydrophobic protein RCI2A. The record is from RefSeq and is a predicted model, not a curated record. The coding region runs from base 115 to 279 and encodes 54 amino acids. NCBI's taxonomy places the organism in Eukaryota, Viridiplantae, Streptophyta, Magnoliopsida, Ericales, Ebenaceae. Gene Ontology annotation, cellular component: membrane. The transcript has 3 exons.
ACCAUCCCCACUUCGCUUUCUCAUCUCACAGUUUACAUAUCGUGUUGUGUUUGGCAGCUGAAGUGAAGAAGAAAUUAUUAACAAAAGCACCGAGAAGCAAAUUAAGGAAGAAAAAUGGGAACAGCCACCUGCGUAGACAUCAUCUUGGCCAUCCUCUUGCCCCCUCUGGGUGUCUUCCUCAGGUUCGGCUGCAAGGUGGAGUUCUGGAUCUGUCUGUUGCUGACCAUCUUAGGUUACAUCCCUGGAAUUAUCUAUGCUAUUUAUAUCCUCACCAAGUGAUCAUCCCAUCCAUAGGGUACCUGUGUAUAUAAGUGUAUUCCCCUUUCAACGGCAGGUCCGGAUGUGGGUCAGCAUGGAUAUAUAUUCUCCUUUGUUGACACGUACGUGGGACGGAUGUAUGAAGGCUUGAUAAACAAAUUAAUGCUGUUUUGUUGUGUUGUCAUCUUCUAAUUCAGUUUUCUUCUUUGAAUUUGGUGGUUGGUUUUGUGCCUUAUUAUUGUAUACGGUAGGGCUUUGGUUUGUCAGUGAUGAUGGCUGCAGAUUAAUGUUGUAUUUUAAUUAAGACCACAAAUUUAAUUCCAUGUGUCUGAAUUAUUUCUUUUGUA